AUGGCCUUGCCCAAUGACGAGGAACUAUUCUUGGGUGGCACGAAUAGCGGGGCGAGGCAAAUCUUGUGCUACCGUGCCGUCAUGACCACCUCCACCGGCUUCUGGGUCGACGACAACCCCCUCAACUUCUCCUUACCCACCCUCAUCUACCAGAUCACCGUCAUCUUCGUCUUGUUCCGGCUUACCCACGUCGUCCUCCGCCGACUCAGCCAACCCGUCGUCAUCUCUCAGAUCGUGGCGGGCAUUAUAUUAAGCGGUGAUGUCCUUGGCCGAAAUCAGAGGUUCGCGUAUCUAAUCUUUCCCCCCUACGGCUUUGAGCAGAUCAACGUGGCGGCCAUCUUGGCCUCCAUGCUGUUCUUCUUCGUCGUCGGCGUGAAGGCAGACCUCGGGUUGAUGCUUAAGGCUGGCAAGAAGGCGGCGGCCAUUGCCCUCCUCGGCACCUUACUUCCCGCCGUCUCCGUCUACCUCACGGCGAAAGCCCUGAGGCACAAGAUCCCUCACCAUUUCAUGGAGACGCAAGUGCUCCUAGCUUUGACAGACAAAUGGAGCAUCACGUCUUUUGCGGUCCUCUCGUGCCUCCUCAGCGAGCUCAACCUCCUCAGCUCCAAGCUCGGCCGCCUCGCCCUGUCGGCCACCCUCAUCUCGGACUUCGUUCAUCUGUUCCUGGCCGCCUUCGUCAAAACGUACUCGCUAAGCGUGAAGCUCCACUCCGCGUGGAAGGGACUCUCGGCCCUACUAUGCUUCUUCUGCGUGGUGGCACUCAUUCUGUUCGUCUUGAGGCCGAUCGUUCUCUGGCUCAUAAGACGGACGCCGGAGGGGGCACUUCUGGACGAGGCGAGCUUCGUGGCAGUGCUUACCAUGGCGCUGGCGUGCGGGGUGCUGACGGCGAUCACCGGGUUCGACGUCAGCACGGGGCCCUUCUUCUUCGGGCUGGUGCUGCCGGGGGGAGCACCGCUGGGGGCGACCAUGGUGCAGCGCAUGGACGGGCUGGUGAUGGGGAUAUUACUGCCGACGAACAUUGUCAUGGCCGGGAUGGCGACGAGGAUAUCCGUUUUGGCCGGCGCCCGCCACUGGGGGCUGUUCGAAAUGUUUCUGUUGAUCUGCGUGGUGACCAAGUUCGUGGGGGUGACGCUGCCGUGCUUCUACAGCAGGAUGGCGCACCGAGACACCCUCUCCCUGGGGCUCAUGAUGAUCACCAAGGGCAUUUUCGAAGUAUGUGCCGCGAUCCGGUGGCACGAGGACAAGGUCGUCGAUAAUACGGACUACACCAUGGUCAUCAUCACCAUUCUGGUGUUCGGCGGCGGCACCGCCCCCCUGAUCAAGUACCUGUACCACCCGGAGGAUCGGUUCGUGGCCUACAAGCGCCGCACUGUUCAGCACGUCAGGCCCGGCGACGAGCUCCGCCUCCUUGCAUGCGUCCAUGAGCAGGACAACGUCAACCCGGUCCUCGCGCUUCUGGAGGCGACCGGCCCCUCUCCUGACUCGCCCAUCUGCACCUACCUCCUCCACCUCGUCCAGCUCGUCGGCCGCGCCGAUGCUGUCUUCCAUCUCCACAGGCGCCACCGCAAGCCUUAUGCCUCGGUCGCUACGCUCUCGGAGUCGGACCACAUCGUCAAUGCCUUCCAGCUGUUCGAGCGUCAGCACCCGGACGGCUUUUCGGUCCUCCCUUACGUCUGCAUCUCCCCAUACAACACCAUGCACAACGACAUCUGCUCCCUCGCCCUCGACAAGAAGGCCGCGCUCGUCAUUCUCCCCUUCCACAAGAAGGUUAACGCUGACGGCAGCAUCAACUCUGCGAGCACGGGCAUCCAUGCCGUCAACGUGAACGUCCUCCAGCACGCGCCCUGCUCCGUUGGGAUCCUCGUCGACAACGGGCUCUCCAGCGGCGGGCAGCUACUAGAACGCGUGGCAAUCUACUUUCUGGGCGGCGCCGAUGACCGAGAGGCGCUGGCAUACGGCGUGCGCAUGGCGGAUCAUGCGGCCAUCGGGCUGACGGUGAUUCGCUUGCUUCCGCUCGAGGAAGGGCAAGAGGAAGGGCGGGAGGAGAGGAUGGACGACAGGAUGUUGAAGCAGUUCCAGCACAAUAAGGUGGACGGAAACCGGGUGGUGUACAGGGAGGAGGUGGUGAAGGACGGGGAGGGGACGGUGGACGUGAUCCACGAGACGAGCCCGGAGUUCAGCCUACUGGUCGUGGGGCGGAGAGCAGGGAAGGAGUCGCCGCUGACGAUAGGGAUGUCGAUGUGGAGCGAGUACCCCGAGCUGGGAGUCAUUGGCGACUUGCUGGCGUCGACAGACUUCGGCAGCCGAGCGUCGACGCUGGUGGUGCAGCAACAGGUGUGGGUGGUGGGAGAAGCGGCGCUGGCCACAGAGAGCCGCAAGAGCGCUGCAACUGGGAGCCAGGUGGUACCGGAGGCCGCAGUGUACACGCAAUCUGAUGGGAAAUGA
Messenger RNA from Musa acuminata subsp. malaccensis (wild Malaysian banana), 2445 nucleotides. RefSeq names its product cation/H(+) antiporter 15-like. The record is from RefSeq and is a predicted model, not a curated record. NCBI's taxonomy places the organism in Eukaryota, Viridiplantae, Streptophyta, Magnoliopsida, Zingiberales, Musaceae. Gene Ontology annotation, biological process: proton transmembrane transport; regulation of pH. Gene Ontology annotation, molecular function: antiporter activity. Gene Ontology annotation, cellular component: endomembrane system; membrane.